Aplysia californica (California sea hare) is the source of this 2127-nucleotide messenger RNA. Its product is annotated as zinc finger protein 708. Gene Ontology annotation, biological process: regulation of transcription by RNA polymerase II. Gene Ontology annotation, molecular function: RNA polymerase II cis-regulatory region sequence-specific DNA binding; DNA-binding transcription factor activity, RNA polymerase II-specific. The record is from RefSeq and is a predicted model, not a curated record. Bases 108 to 1913 code for a protein of 601 amino acids. Lineage: Eukaryota; Metazoa; Mollusca; Gastropoda; Aplysiida; Aplysiidae. The transcript is spliced from 2 exons.
CUGCCAUUGUAAACAAGUGUCAAUUGGCAGGUCUCUGUGGUUCCAAGAACAAGUUUGAUGAUCAAAGAGACGAGUUGAAUGUGGAUGGACCGAGUCAGGAGGAGACAAUGUUUUACCCAGGACGUAUUACUGAUGAUGGUCUUACCAAGAAAGAACAGUUAUGUAGUGAACCUUUCUGUACACCUGAGGUAGACGAAGACCGAAAGCCUGAUGAUUUCCCAGUUGUGAAAACUGAACCUGGAUCUCAUUGUAGCUGUAGCUGUGACAGCAUUGAUAGAGAUGUAAAACCUGACUUUGGAAGUGUGGGGACUGAGGUAAUGGAAGAGUUUGGUUCUACCUUGAUGCUACAUCUGGAAGAGGAAAGUACUGCUGCUGUCGAAAGUGAACCUUUUGAUAGAAAAAUAAAGCGUAAUUUUGAAGUACCAUGCAGUGAAAAUGAUGAUGGCAGACGGGCUGUGGAAAACAAAUGUAGUGACAUUGAGAUUAAAGAGGAGCCUUUGUUUUUAUUUCCUGAAGAACAAGAAAUAUCAGCUAGAUCUGUCCAGUGCUCAAAAAGUGCUGAUAUUGUUGUGAAAGAAGAACUACAGUCUGAACUUUACACAGGUCAUAGUCUAGAAGUGGAACCUGAAGUGGAGAAUUAUAAUGUGAAGCAGGAAGUGUUGGAGCCGGAGGGUGAACCUGUGUUGAAUCAUUCCAGUCAAGCUGAAGGAAUGCAACUGCAGAUCUCUGAUGUUUGGAGUUUGUGUAUGGAGCAGAGUUCAGACCCAAGUAAAGAAAGGAUUUCUUCUGUUAUCCUUGACCCAGAGAAAGCUUUUGAUCCCCAUCAUGGCAAAGCGUAUGAUAGAGAAAUGCACUCCAAAGGUGUAAAUGAUGGUUAUGGCCAGAAGCCAAAAGAUUGCACUUCUACAAUAAAGACAGUAAAGCUGAACACCAAUAUGGAAGUAAUUUAUGUCACUCAUAUGCCCACUCAGGUAUCUGAAGAAAAAUGGGUCAAUGAAGAAGGUAGGCCUAUUGCCAUAAAGUCUAGCGUGCCAUGUGGCUUCAGCUCUGACAUUGUUGGACUGUCCGAGUGUCACGUUUCAAACUUGAAUCUUUCUCGCGCCCAGUCUCUCGCCACUUCCGUGAAUUGUACGCAGUCUUCUGAUGUUACAUUACCUCAACUUCUCAAAGAGAGUCACGCUGGACAAAAUGACGCCGGUCUCCCCGAUGGACCCGAGUUUGUGAGUGGCAAAAAAACAAAUGCUGGAGAAAAACCUAAGUACAAGUGUGAAGUUUGUGGUAAAAGGGUUUCCUGCAAAAGGAGUCAUCAAAAAACACACAGUGGAGAAAAGCCUUACAAGUGUGAAGUUUGUGGUUCAUGGUUCAGAAGUAACAGCAAUUUAAAGAGGCAUAAACAAACACACACGGGAGAAAAGCUGUUCAAGUGUGAAGUUUGUGGUUUAAGUUUUGCCUACAGUUGCAGUCUUAAGAAUCACAAGGUAAAACACACUGGAGAAAAGCCUUAUAUGUGUGAAGUUUGUGGCGCAGAGUUUACAGAUAGGUUCAAACUUUACAGGCAUAAACACAGUCAUUCAGGAGAAAAACCUUACAAGUGUGAAGUUUGUGGAAAAAGGUUUGCCCAAAGGCACCGGCUAAAGAGUCAUGCACGAAUACACACCGGAGAAAAGCCGUAUGAGUGUGAUGUUUGUGGCUCAAGUUUUACGUUUCGCUAUUAUCUAAACGCUCACAAAAGAAUACACACUGGGGAAAAGCGUUUCAAGUGUGAUGUUUGUGAUUUACGGUUCACAACCAGCUACAGUUUAACUUGUCACAAAAGAACUCACACCGGAGAGAAACCUUACAAGUGUGAAGUUUGCGGCAAAGCGUAUGUACAGAAAAGAGACUUGGCAAGUCACAAAGAAAGGCACCGCUGAGGAAAAAACUUUCGCCUGAGAUGUCUGCGGUGUGAGGUGUAGUAAACAACGACAGUCUCAGUAAAGAGUAGGACCUACCGGCGGCUCCCUCCAACCCCACCGUUGUAAAACUGCUUUGAUUCAUAUCUCUACAUCUAUGGCAUUAUCUGUCCCCCGCGGUUUUAUGCCAAAGAAAUUCUUAAAUUAUGCAAACUGAGCCCAAAAAUGUGAAAUU